Molecule: messenger RNA, 673 nt
Organism: Lobosporangium transversale
Lineage: Eukaryota; Fungi; Mortierellomycota; Mortierellomycetes; Mortierellales; Mortierellaceae
Product: ADP-ribosylation factor family-domain-containing protein
Exons: 3
Coding region: 91-636 (181 amino acids)
Biological process (GO): vesicle-mediated transport; intracellular protein transport
Cellular component (GO): cytoplasm; plasma membrane
Molecular function (GO): GTP binding; GTPase activity
Source: RefSeq, a predicted model, not a curated record
UUUUUUUUUUUCAGCCCUCUUCACAACAGUGUUCAUUUCUCCAGUCUGUCACCCCAAUUAUACUCCGUUCCUUACAUCCUUUUCAAACUCAUGGGUCUGACAAUUUCUAAACUGUUCGCUGAUCUCUUCCACAAGCGAGAAAUGCGCAUCUUGAUGGUGGGAUUGGAUGCUGCUGGCAAAACCACCAUCUUGUACAAACUCAAGCUCGGAGAGAUCGUCACCACCAUUCCCACAAUCGGAUUCAACGUCGAAACUGUCGAGUACAAAAACAUCUCCUUUACCGUUUGGGACGUCGGCGGUCAAGACAAGAUUCGUCCUCUGUGGCGCCAUUACUUCCAAAAUACACAAGGUAUCAUUUUCGUUGUCGACUCCAAUGAUCGUGACCGUAUCAGCGAAGCUCGCGCUGAGCUCUUGCGCAUGUUGGACGAGGAUGAGAUCCGUGAUGCUCUCCUUCUCGUCUUCGCCAACAAACAAGAUCUUCCUAAUGCCAUGAACGCUGCUGAGAUCACUGAUAAACUCGGCCUCCAUUCUCUCCGCCAGCGCUCUUGGUAUAUACAGGCUACCUGUGCCACCUCUGGAGAUGGUCUAUAUGAGGGUCUGGAGUGGCUCUCAAAUAACUUGAAGAACUUGAAAUGAAGCAGUAAACAGGCAUUUGGAAACAUAUAAAAAAGAG